Molecule: messenger RNA, 1757 nt
Organism: Enhydra lutris kenyoni (northern sea otter)
Lineage: Eukaryota; Metazoa; Chordata; Mammalia; Carnivora; Mustelidae
Gene: PITPNC1
Product: phosphatidylinositol transfer protein, cytoplasmic 1
Exons: 10
Coding region: 695-1501 (268 amino acids)
Biological process (GO): phospholipid transport
Cellular component (GO): cytoplasm
Molecular function (GO): phosphatidylinositol binding; phosphatidylinositol transfer activity
Source: RefSeq, a predicted model, not a curated record
CCAGCCCGACUGAGCCGGGCGGCGGCAGCGGCGGCAGCGGCGGCGGCUUCCUUUUUCUCCCGCUGCGAGCCCUGGAGCGCCUCGGGAACCGGCCCUAAAAAGAGCAGGAAAUCUUGUUUACCGCCCGGGGAGAGGAGUCGAUCGAGCCUUUGUCUGGAAAGUCAGCAUCUCCAGCUCCGGCUGCAAUGUGUUCCUGGUGACAUUAGCAUUGGCAGACCCGCCGGAGAAGGGGGGUCGCCAGGUUCAUGUCUGCUUUCGGAGGCGGAUCGAGCGGGUGACUUUUGUGCAUUCGUUUUAAUUUUCGGAAAUCUCUCUUUUUUCCUCCCCGGCCCGCCACCGGGCAUGUCCUGAUCCGGCGGCCGCUCCUACCGCCCGGGGCUACCGAUCUGAGCGGUUCCCAGCGGGUCUCCCUCCUCCCUCCCUGGUCCCUCCCUGACUUUGCAACACCGCGUUCCGGGAGGACCGAGCUCGGCGAGGAAGAAGGCGGGGGAGCCCCGAACACCCGGACCCGAACCUUGACAUGCUCUCCGGCGGAGAGGAGGAAAACAGGAGCUGAGCGCACCGCCGGGGCUGCUUCGCCGGCCGGCUCCGAGCGCAGGGCUCCGGGCGCCCUGCCCUGCGCCUGGGCGGCAGCUUUGUUGCUUUGGGGGGCGCCCCCCGCUUCCCGCCCCGGGGGCGCGCGGCCGGCAGGACCAUGCUGCUGAAGGAAUACCGGAUCUGCAUGCCGCUCACCGUGGACGAGUACAAAAUCGGACAGCUGUACAUGAUCAGCAAGCACAGCCAUGAACAGAGCGACCGCGGAGAAGGGGUGGAGGUCGUCCAGAAUGAACCCUUUGAGGAUCCUCACCAUGGCAACGGGCAGUUCACCGAGAAGCGGGUGUAUCUCAACAGCAAACUGCCUAGCUGGGCUAGAGCUGUUGUUCCCAAAAUCUUUUAUGUUACAGAAAAGGCUUGGAACUAUUAUCCCUACACAAUUACAGAAUACACAUGUUCCUUUCUGCCGAAAUUCUCCAUUCAUAUAGAAACCAAGUACGAGGACAACAAAGGAAGCAACGACCGCAUUUUUGACAAUGAAGCCAAAGACCUAGAGAGAGAAGUUUGCUUUAUUGAUAUCGCCUGCGACGAGAUUCCAGAACGUUACUACAAAGAAUCGGAGGAUCCCAAGCAUUUCAAGUCCGAGAAGACAGGACGGGGACAAUUAAGGGAAGGCUGGAGAGAUAGUCAUCAACCCAUCAUGUGUUCCUACAAACUGGUGACCGUGAAGUUCGAGGUCUGGGGGCUUCAGACCAGAGUGGAACAAUUUGUACACAAGGUGGUCCGGGAUAUUCUGCUGAUUGGACAUAGACAGGCUUUUGCAUGGGUUGAUGAGUGGUAUGAUAUGACAAUGGAUGAUGUUCGGGAAUACGAGAAAAACAUGCAUGAACAAACCAACAUAAAAGUUUGCAAUCAGCAUUCCUCCACUGUGGAUGACAUAGAGAGCCAUGCCCAAACAAGUACAUGACAAUGGAUGAAGUCCGAGAAUUUGAACGAGCCACUCAGGAAGCCACCAACAGGAAAAUUGGCGUUUUCCCACCUGCGAUUUCUAUCUCAAGUAUCCCCCUGCUGCCUUCCUCGGUCCGCAGCGCCCCUUCUAGUGCCCCAUCCACACCUCUGUCCACCGACGCCCCAGACUUUCUGUCCGUGCCCAAAGAUCGACCCCGGAAAAAGUCAGCCCCAGAAACUCUCACACUUCCAGACCCUGAGAAAAGAGCCACCCU